This is a messenger RNA of Cryptococcus deneoformans JEC21, 2548 nucleotides long. RefSeq names its product expressed protein. The transcript has 8 exons. Gene Ontology annotation, cellular component: nuclear inner membrane. Gene Ontology annotation, molecular function: chromatin binding. The record is from RefSeq and is a predicted model, not a curated record. NCBI's taxonomy places the organism in Eukaryota, Fungi, Basidiomycota, Tremellomycetes, Tremellales, Cryptococcaceae. Bases 65 to 2467 code for a protein of 800 amino acids.
GCACCACAACAACAACAACAACAAACACGCACCGUACGGCACCACUGUCCACCCAGCGACAACCAUGGCAGCCCCUCCUCCAGAGGUCUAUCUUGCAGAGGGAUUCGACCCGAGCACCCUCAGAGUGCCGCAGCUUCGAUCUGUCUUACUCGCCCAUGGCAAGGGCUACCCUUCCCGCUUCACCAAGGCCGAACUCGUUCAAGAAUUCAUUACCCAUAUCACCAGCCAGGCACCCGAUCUUCGUUCAGCUGCGGCAAACGUGCAGCCGUCAAAUAAAGGCAUUAUAUCUGUCUCAGACAACGGUGACGAGACGCCUGCGGUUCCAAUCAAACGACCCCGCAAAUCGCGACGAGUCGCCGCGGAGCCGGUGUCGGCGCAGGCAGAUGAAGCGGAACCUGGAAUGGUUAUCGAAGUGGAGCCUGACCGUCCUGAGCCUCCAAUCAAGAAGAUGCGCCCUAAAGCAAAAAAUGUUGUAGUUGAGCUUGAGCAGUCUCCGGCGAAGAGAAAAUCGAGGAUGGGGAAACAACCGAUUAUUCAGGUCGAAAAUGCUGAUCGGGAAACAGAAGCAGAGCUCAAAGUUGGACCCACAAUUGAACUGCCGACUUCCUCCCGCCGAACAACCGGUGGCCGUGCCUCUGGGACCCCAGGCCCAUCCGCCUUUGCGACUGAAGCCCCAUCGUCAUCUUUAGGAACAGAGAAAUUUCGCACUCCUAAUGCGGCUCGUACUACUUCCCAACCUCACAGUACCAGGAAAAGUGAGUCAACGGCCAAGAGUAUGGAUCACGUUCAGAAAGAAAGUGAAAAGGAAGAUGAGAUGUGGCAAAUCAGCAAAGCCAGAGCGUCAAGGAGGUCUGAUGGGGAACAGUCUAGCUUUUCAGACUUCAAUCCCUUUCAGAGUGGGAGUGAGGAGGCCGCCGAACGUGAAAGGCGCCGUAGAAAGUCCUCCAUCGGUCUCGGAUCAUCCAACAAAUUAAAGACCACAAAACCUCGAUCAUCCGAACCAGUCCCAGCUUAUGUCACGACGCCGCCUGGGAUUCUUCGCCGAGUAGGUCCUAGCAGGGACAACAUCCGCACCCCUCUUUCCGACGUCAAACGUGCCAUGCACUCUGGCUCAGAUUUAGACGCUGCGGUGGCGUAUAACCAAGAAGUUCAGGAGAAACUCAACCGGAUCUCGGCCAGCCAUACUCGUGAUGGAAGAGACGAGACUGAAGUCACCAUACACUCUUCCAUCAGCUCCUUCCACGGUCCAAAGUCUCUUGCUAAACGCGUCAAUGACCAAAUCAAUCAAACUGUCCCUGCUCCUCGAGCAACUCUGCCGCUCUCCGUGCUUUUCCUUCUCCUCCUCACCUUCAUAUCCAACUUCCAGAAGCAAUCUUCAUCUAUAGGCUUCUGCGACACUGGCUUGAAUACCAAUGAGAUAGCUCUUCAUCGUCAAGCAUCUCGCUCAGAAGCCGAAGCGUGUCUGCUAGAUAAAGCCAAACUCGACAUGGUAGAUAAGGACGCAGCCACGAAAAUCGUGUGCGACACUACAAACUUACCGCUUAUUCCUUUCUUGCCCGUUCCUACAGGCUGCACAGCGUGCCCUGCUCACGCUCAAUGCUCACAUGGUGAAAUCGUCUCAUGUGCUCCAGAAUACAAACUUGUGACACACCCCAUGUCCUUUCUCUCGCCUUUAGCAAACGGCUUUCCUGGCAUUGGUCCUCGCCCUUUCCCGCCUGCCUGCAGGCCUGAUACUGCGAAAAAACGCCUGAUCGGGGCGCUUGCAAAAGCCGUGGAGAAGAGUCUUGCUCAGCAUAGGGGCGAUAUCAUCUGUCAAAGUUUGAGUCUCGAUCAAGGCGAAGUGGAAAGAUAUGGUGUGGAUGAGGAGGAACUGAGAGAAAGGUUUAGCGGACAGAAAAACUCCAAGUUGGCGCGCGAGGCGUUUGACGAGCUAUUCUCUGCGGCCAUCAAAGACCUGGUAGAGCAUGAGGAUCUGGUUGUAUUCAUCGAUGUUGAGAAUGACAAGACCAGCUAUGCUGCCGCUAGGACAGAGCUCACCCUAGCCUGUCGGGCAAAACUCGAAGCGACAGAUCUGCUACACAGAUGGAAGAGCCAGCUCGGUUCUACUGCUGCCGUCCUCCUAGCGAUUGCCUAUAUUCGCUCUGAAGUAAACCGCAGGAAGCAAGAAAAAUACCGUGCCGAGGAACUGGUACAAGUCGCCUUGAAACGCUUGCAAGAUCAGGAACAAUUACAUUACACUGACCCCGUGACUAACCCUCAACCUUUCAUCCCGCGCGAUCAACUACGCGACCUCGUUAUGCCCCAUACGGGUUCGACUGCUUCUCGCCUGAGGCUGUGGGCAAGAGUACUCGAUAUGGUGGAACGCAAUGCGAAUGUUGCAGUCAGGGAUCAGGAGUUGAAGGGCGAAAUCUGGAAGACUUGGGAAUGGGCUGGGGUCGGAGAGAGACAUGUUACUUGGGAGCAAUGAUGACACGUUUUAUGGUUUGUUAUUAAUCUGUCUUGGGCUUCUUUAUGCAGUUUUCAAAUUUCCCUUGCAUUCCUUAUUUGU